Mercenaria mercenaria is the source of this 855-nucleotide messenger RNA. RefSeq lists its product as uncharacterized. NCBI's taxonomy places the organism in Eukaryota, Metazoa, Mollusca, Bivalvia, Venerida, Veneridae. The record is from RefSeq and is a predicted model, not a curated record. Bases 94 to 726 code for a protein of 210 amino acids. The transcript is spliced from 4 exons.
GAUGGCUAUAAGCAGUACAACUAUCUCAUCGACGAGGACCAAACCAUUGGAAAAGAUGGCCAGAAUGUACACGGACCGGAUUCUGUUAUAUCAAUGAUUGAUCACGCCUUCCACACGUUCGGUACUGGAGAGACGGAAUGUGGUAUUCAUGCUGAUAAUUGUUUCGGUCAGAACAAGAACAGAUACGUGCUGGCGUACUUAUCAUGGCGCACGAUGACUGGGCGGCACAGAACAAUCAGAUAUAUGAUGCAGUUACCAGGACACACAAGGUGCCUGAUCGACGCCGGGUUUGGUACUAUAAAGAAGUUGUAUCGGCGUUCGAACUGUGACACACUCCAGCACGUGGUAGAUGUUGUACACAAGUCGGCACACAGUAAUGUACCGGCUACAUACGACGAGAAUGGGUGGGAGUGGAGAGACUGGAAGAUGUUCCUCGGUGAUAGGUUCAAAAAAAUGCCAAACAUUUCCAAAUAUUAUCACUUCCGCUUCACAUCAAGCGAACCCGGGGUAGUGUACAUGAAGGUAGCCGCAGACGACACCGAGGAAAUCCGAUUUGUCAUUUGCAAGACGAACUAUUUACGAAUGGACACCUAUGAUCUUCCGUCAGUUAUUAGGCCAGCAGGACUCAGCAAGGAACGUCAGACGUAUCUAUACCGCCACGUCAGGCCGCUGGUGAGACGUCCGUUUCAGGACGUUCUUUGUCCGCCCCCUGCGUCGGACGAUUGACAAUCACAUGUGUAGUGUAACAUGUAGAUAUUACAAAUUUAUCCUGAAAUGCCACUUGAAGAUCAAUGACAUUAGAAAACAGGAAAUAUGUUAUUACUUAUUUAUUAACAUCAAUUGAAGUGACUAAUC